This is a messenger RNA of Dreissena polymorpha, 1374 nucleotides long. RefSeq lists its product as uncharacterized. The transcript has 3 exons. Lineage: Eukaryota; Metazoa; Mollusca; Bivalvia; Myida; Dreissenidae. The record is from RefSeq and is a predicted model, not a curated record. The coding region runs from base 1 to 1374 and encodes 457 amino acids.
AUGGCAUCCAAGAGGAAAGACCCAUCUUCCAACCCUCUAAGGGAAAGAAAGACACCUCCCCCCUCCAACAGAAAAACACCCCCCCUCCAAGAGAAACCCCUCUAUGAGAAGGACCCAUGCUCCCCCUCUCCAAGGGGAAGACCCCCCUCGCCCAUACAAGGCAAAGAACCUCCUCCCCUACUAAAGAAAAGACCCCUCCUCCCCCCUCUGAGAAAGACCCCUCCUACCGCCUCCAAGGGUAAGACCCAUCCUACCCCAUCCAAGGGGAAAUCCAUUCCCUCCAAGUUAAAGGCCCCCCCCCCCCUCCAGGUAAAAAACCUCCUCCCUCCAAGGGCAGUUCACCUCCCCCUCCAAGUGAAAGACCCCCUUCCCCUCCAAGGGAAAUACCCCUCUUUCCUGUUCCAAGAGCAAGACCCCUCCUCCCCACCCAAGAGAAAAACUCCCCCCUCCGAGGAAAGUCCCCCCACCCAAGAGAAAGACCCCACCUCCCCAUCCAAGGGAAAGACCCCUCCUCCCCAUCCAAGGGAAAGAUCCCUCCCCUCAAAGGGAAAGUCCCCUCCAUCCCACCCAAAGGAAAGGCCCCCAACCCAAGAGAAAGACCCCUCCUUCCCAUCCAAGGGAAAGACCCCUCCUCCCCACCAAGGGAGAAAACCCUUCCCUCCUCCGAGGGAAAGACCCCCCUCCCCACCCAAGGAAAAGGCCCCCAUACCAAGAGAAAGACCCCCUCCUCCCCAUCCAAGGGAAAGACCCCCAACCCAAGAGAAAGAUCCCUCCUCCCCCUCCAAGGGAAAGACCCCCUGCUCCCCACCCAAGGGAAAGGCCCCCAACCCAAGAGAAAGACCUCCUCCUCCCCACCCAAGAGAAAGACGCAUCCUCCCCAUCCAAGGGAGAACACCCUUCCCUCCUCCGACGGAAAGACCUCUCCCCCUCCGCAGGAAAGAACCCCCAUCCAAGAGAAAGACCCUUCCUCUCCAUCCAAGGGAAAGACUCUCUCAUCUCCACCCAGGGAAAGACGCCCCAUCCAAAAGAAAGACCUCUCCUCCCAUCCAAGGGCAAGAUCCCUCCUCCACAUCCAAUGGAAAGACCCCUCCCUCCUCCAAGGGAAAGACCCCCCAUCCAAGAGAAAGAACCCUCCUCUCCAACCAAGAGAAAGAGCCCUCCUUCUUACACAAGAGAAAGACCCCUCCUCCUAACACAAGAGAAAGACUCCUCCUCCCCAUCCAAGGGAAAGAUCCCUCGUCCCCAUCCAAGGGAAAGACCCCUCCCCCCUCCGAGGGAAAGACCCCCCAUCGAAGAGAAAGAUCCCUCAUUCUUACCCAAGAGAAAGACCCCUCCUCCCCAUCCAAGGGAAAGGCCCCCAACCCAAGAGAAUGA